UUUAAUAAAAUGGCAAAUUUAGGUGAAAAUACAUCUAACAAAAGUCGUGUUAAACAAGGAAGGGAAAAGGUGUACCAAGUCAGUGAAGAACCAGAGGAGAGAAAGGUCUCUUCCUAUUCUGAUGACGAAGCUAAUCUUGACUCUUCUGUUGAUCAAUCUCAAAGUUUCAGGAUUCCUAAGAGUAAAAUAAUUGACAACAGGUUAAAAACAAAUCAGUUUUCUCAGAUUGAUGCUUCAAAGAAGAGAAAGCGAUCAAAGUCUGCUAGUCAUUCAGAGAUGUGUGAGAGUUGCAGCCAGUGAAUAGAUACUUUGAGUCUGAAAAGAUCCGACUCUCUUGUGAUAAACUACUCCAAAGACUACCUCAAAGACAUUCCUGGUGACAAGAUAAUAGCCAUGAUAAAGGAGACUCAUCCUGAAUAUUUUGAUAGUAGAAAUAAUCUCACGAUAGAAUCUCUCACCGAAUUGUUGAGAUAUGGAGCGAAACUUAAUCAUUGAGACUGCAUCGGAGAUGAUAUCUUACUUGAGCUAGCACAGAUUUUGGAUUUGCCUAUCAAGCUUUCCAACAAAUACAUUAAGCAUCUUGCUAAGGUAGUGAAUACUUUAUCAGGAGACAGUAUGAAGAACGGAACUCUUUCAAGGGGACAGUAUGGGCAACGAAGGAAUGCACUUGUAGUCAACACAGAUGUUAGAUUGUUGCAUAAAAUCGAUUCAAAGAAGAAUAUGACAGUGAACUACAAUCAUGAAGAGCAAAAAGGCAAUGUUGGUGAUGCCAAGAAUCAGGAAAAAGCUGUUAAAAAGAAAUCUUGGUGUCCAAAAUUUGCUAGGGCGAGUCAUAGAUACACAAUUGUGAAUAUCCUUUUCGUCUGCCUAUCCAUUGUCCUUUUCUGUAUUUUUGGUACGGUAACAUUGUUUUCAGAUGCUUAUGAUCUCAUGGGUGUGCCAUUGAUUUUUAGCAGAGGAUCUGCCUUGGCAAUCCUGGUCUUUACAAUGCUGGCAAUGUUUUUUGUUUCUUAUGAUCUUACUACAUUGAUCAGAAAAUAUACCAAGAGAAGAUGUUCAACAAUAUUUGAUUUCCAAAUACUUUUUCACAGAUUUUGCGGAUAUAUAAUAAUGGUUUAUUCGAUAAUUCAUACGAUUGGCCAUCUUUUAGGUAGCUUCAGAGCAAUUAGCCAGGAGAAGGAUGUUGAAAAGGUGAAUGAAGUCUUGUCCAGACAUGAGUUCGAUGAACACAAAUCCUAUCAUCUCCUUCUGUUCACCACUCUUCCAGGAGUAACUGGAAUCUUGCUCCUUUUUAUCAUAGUCGCUAUGGGAAUUACAGGAAUGAAGAAAAUAAGGCACAGAGCCUUCCAGCUCUUUGCCAUUGUGCACGUAUUCGGCUUCCCAUUGUUUAUAUUGCUAAUAAUUGCUCACGGGUGCCAAUCUUGGUUGAAUUAUGGAUUCCCCCUGGGAUCCAUAACUGUAUUAUUCUCUUUGAUAAUUUAUUUAAUUUAUAUCAUCAGAAGAACUUGGGUCCAGUGAAAACAGGAGUUCGAAAUUAUCAAGAGCUCUGUCUCUGAGGACCAGCAGUUCUUGAAAUUAGCCUUCAAAAGACCAGAUGGAUACAAGUACAGUCUCGGCCAAUAUGUGUUUAUGAAUGUGCCCUCUGUUUCGAAGUGGCAAUGGCACCCAUUUUCAAUUGCUAGUUGCUCAAGGAGUGACAAGAUUAAGUUCAUCAUCAAAAACACUGGUGAUUGGACAGGUAAAUUAUUAACACAGUUUAAUGAAAUCCAAGAUAAGCGUGUUCAUAGAAGGAAUCACCAUGAGCUAAACCGUGAUUUUGAAUCCCUUUCUGUUGUUGGUGAUGCUCAGGAUCCUAAGUACCCUAAAAUUAACCUAAGCCAACCGAUUUCAUCCCCUGUUCAACAAUCCGUUUACAAUUAUAAUGUUGUGUAUGUGGCUGCAGGAGUCGGAAUCACCACAUUUUUAGGCUUUUUGGAACUCCAAUUGCUAAAAGCUAGGAAUGCUUCUGAUAAAGGAGACACUGAAAUUUGUAAGUUAGACAACAAGGAGGUCAUCGACUUCAUCUUCAUAUCAAGAGAGACGGAGAACAUCAGGUGGAUAGCUAAGUACAUUAAUGCCGCACUUACCUUACCUCAGAUGACAAAGAAAGUUAAGUUUCAUAUUUAUGUUACUCUGAAGGAUGAGUCUAACGACUUGGCCUCCUUCUUGUUCUGGAGGGCUUUUGCUUUUCUUAAUGAGAAACUGAAGAAAGCUCAUAAGUUGUACUCGAGAGUAAAGAUCCAUUUGGGAAGACCUGAUUUUGACACCUUAUUUGAUAAGAUCCUUCAUAAGAACACCUAUCCAGAGCAUUAUGUGUAUGCAUGCGGCAGUUCAGGGCUGACUAAUAAUUUGGAGAAAAUCUGCACUAAGAUGACAGAGAAUGGAACACAUGUGAACUUUAACUAUGAGAUCUUUUAGC
This is a messenger RNA of Moneuplotes crassus, 2458 nucleotides long. The record is from the annotation of a GenBank genome assembly. NCBI's taxonomy places the organism in Eukaryota, Ciliophora, Spirotrichea, Euplotida, Euplotidae.